This is a messenger RNA of Ananas comosus (pineapple), 1654 nucleotides long. Its product is annotated as RNA-binding protein BRN1-like. The coding region runs from base 46 to 1308 and encodes 420 amino acids. The transcript is spliced from 9 exons. Gene Ontology annotation, cellular component: ribonucleoprotein complex; nucleus; cytoplasm. Gene Ontology annotation, molecular function: mRNA binding. Lineage: Eukaryota; Viridiplantae; Streptophyta; Magnoliopsida; Poales; Bromeliaceae. The record is from RefSeq and is a predicted model, not a curated record.
GGGAGGGAGAGCGUGAAGCUGUUCGUGGGGCAGGUGCCGAAGCACAUGACGGAGCCGCAGCUCCUCGCCAUGUUCGAGGAGGUGGCGCUCGUCGACGAGGUCAACAUCAUCAAGGACAAGGCCACCAAAACCUCCCGAGGGUGCUGCUUCUUGAUCUGCCCCUCGCGGGCCGAGGCCGACAAGGCAGUGAACUCCUACCACAACAAGCGCACGCUGCCCGGGGUUGUUCUAAUAUGCUCCACUCAGGCAUCCAGUCCGUUGCAAGUGAAGUAUGCAGAUGGCGAGCUAGAAAGAUUAGAACACAAGCUUUUCAUUGGUAUGCUUCCAAAGAACAUAACUGAGGACGAAGUUUCUGCUUUAUUUUCAACAUAUGGUAGCAUUAAAGACUUGCAAAUACUUAAAGGUUCACACCAAGCAAACAAAGCUGGAUGUGCCUUUUUGAAGUAUGAAACUAAAGAACAAGCUUUGGCAGCCAUCGAGUCUUUAAAUGGGAAAUAUAGAAUGGAGGGUUCGAGUGUGCCUUUGGUUGUUAAAUGGGCUGACACGGAAAAGGAAAGGCAAGCACGAAGGGCACAAAAAGCUCAAUCUCAGACCUCUAAUAUUACAAACGCGAAUUCCAUGCAGCAGCCUUCACUAUUUGGAGCUUUACCAAUGGGAUACAUGCCUUCAUAUAAUGGGUUCGGUUAUCAGCCAAAUGGAACUUACGGGCUUAUGCAGUACCCUUUAGCUUCAAUGCAAAAUCAAGCUGCCUAUCACAACAUGGUUCCGCCCGUUAAUCAAGGAAACUCUCUGCGUGGGCUCAGUCCUGAGCUUUCCCCAGGCACACUUCCUAGAACUUAUGCUUCUAUUCAGUCUGCUGGAUAUACAGGCUCACCAUAUCCUGCUAUGCCAGGUCAAUACCCUGUAUCCUAUCCAGGUGGUUUUAUUAAUAAUAGAUCUUUGGGUGAUUCCCACAGUUCAGACAAAACUGUAAGCAUGAAUGCUAAUUCAGCAUCAGCCUCAAGCGCCAGUACGAGCUCGGGUGGUCAAAUAGAAGGUCCUCCUGGAGCUAAUUUAUUUAUUUAUCACAUCCCUCAAGAAUUUGGUGAUCAAGAGCUCGCAGACGCCUUUCAGGGGUUUGGUAGGGUUUUGAGCGCUAAAGUUUUCGUAGACAAAGCCACCGGAAUUAGUAAAUGCUUCGGUUUUGUAAGUUAUGAUUCUCCCACUGCCGCCCAGGCGGCGAUCAACGUAAUGAAUGGAUCCCAAUUAGGCGGUAAAAAAUUGAAGGUACAACUUAAGAGAGACAACAAGCAGAGCAAACCUUUCUGAUUUAAGAAAUUUAUUUCCCAGGAGGCGGCAUUUCCUCACGCAGUUCCACGAUGCUACGACUGUAUGCACUCUGAAAUACAACCACUGAUGGAUGAGAGAAACAGUUGAUCAUUGUAUUAUUAUUCGCACCAUUCUAUUGUAGUUUUUUUUUAAACAAAAUUCGAUUCUUCAAAUUCUUCAAUGUUGUUCCAUUUUGUUGUACACUACUGCAGCAUAUUUGUAAUUUUCUUUUCCCUUUUAACUUACCACUGGUGUUACAAUAGACAAGCUAUUGAUUCAUUCGAUUGUUCCAUCACAAAAUGGAUCGUCGCACAUGUCGAGUAUAUUCCAUUGAAACCAUUUAAUA